AUGGCGAAAAGAGCCAACAAAAAUGUUCACCAACAAGCGGCCAGAAGAAAAAGUGCGGCUCUCGCACCAAAGAAAACCAUAAGCAGAGGAACAAAGGGAAAGGUUGGCGUGAAAUCCGGGAGAAACGCCGCCGUGAGGCCGCUGAGACAGGCGGGGAGGGGUAAAGGCCGAUUUAAGCCGACCAAAGGCCCGGGAGGGAGAGGCCUCGGCAAGGCCGGGGCCCGGCGGCUGGGCCAGCUGCUGAAACGAGCCAUCACCGAGAAGACCAAUGUCACAGCGAAGGAAAAGGCUGCUCUGCCAAAGACUCCCAUUCGCCUCCUCAAGUACCAGAUACAGACUGAGGCUGCAAAUGGUAAAAAAAGAUCCGUGCCUCGAGUCUCUCAGCUCGUUCUCAAUGUGGUCUACCAAUGUAAACACAGAGGUGGCAUCACCAUGGCAGAGCUCAAACAGGUUCUGGCUGCCGAGGGCUAUGACGUCUCCAAGAACAACAGUCGGGUGAACUUGGUAACCAAGGGCCUGGUUAAAAAAGAGACACUGGUACAGACCAGAGGAACUGGGGCAUCUGCAUCCUUCAAACUCAGCAAGAAGAUAAAGACAGAUGAGAAGCAAGUGAAGACAAGAGCCUUGAAAUCCUCAAAACCCAAAGGACCAGAAAAACCAGCCAGCAAGUCCCUCAGACAAGCAAGAGAGUCAAACAAACCAGCUAGAAAGUCACCCAAACAAGCCACCAACACUCGCAAACUAGGAAGCAAGUCUCGCACAUCACCACGCCAGAAAGCCAAACCAAGAGGAAAAUCUCCAAAGCCAAGAGGCAAGACACGCAAAGCAGGAAGAAAAUCACCGAAACCAGCAGGCAAGAACCCCAAAACAGCAAGGAAGGCAACCAGACGAGUGACACGGGGCAGACAGGCAGCAAGGAAGGCUCAAAGGGCUAAGAGAGGUGGACCAAAACAAACCAAGCAUGCAAAGAAGUAUCUCCAGAGAAGAAAACGUAGAUGAAACGAGCUUCCUAAAGUUGUCCCAUCUACAGAGAAAACCACAACACAGUGUGGGGUUGCUUAAACAAAUUCUUACUAAUAAAACUGAUGCAUAGACCGAGGUGUUGAAGGCCCGUAGUAACAGCUCCAAGCCACGUGCACCUCACAUGUGAUGCUGUCUUAAAUU
Messenger RNA from Myripristis murdjan (pinecone soldierfish), 1164 nucleotides. RefSeq names its product histone H1-like. The record is from RefSeq and is a predicted model, not a curated record. Gene Ontology annotation, biological process: nucleosome assembly. NCBI's taxonomy places the organism in Eukaryota, Metazoa, Chordata, Actinopteri, Holocentriformes, Holocentridae. Bases 1 to 999 code for a protein of 332 amino acids. The transcript has 3 exons. Gene Ontology annotation, cellular component: nucleosome. Gene Ontology annotation, molecular function: DNA binding.